AUCCUUCUUUCAAAAGAACCAUUGUAACCAUUGUACAAGACUGACUUAACCCGCUUAGAUGAGUAUAUAUAUACUUAAAAUUGUAGAAAGGAAGCAACUUAUGUGAAUGACAUGAAGAGCGGUCAAGAAAUCUCAAAAACACCAUCCUCUUCUAAGAGAACACUAAGCCAGGGUUCAGUUGAUAUAUAUGCUGCUCAGUGCAAAAAUUGUUUGAAAUGGAGAGAGAUUGAUACACAGGAAGAGUUUGAAGAGAUUAGAAGUAAAGUGACUGAGGAACCUUUUCUUUGCAGCAGAAAGGCUAAUAGUUCCUGUGAUGAACCUGGUGAUAUUGAAUAUGAUUCCACUCGGACGUGGGUCAUUGACAAGCCUAACCUCCCGAAGACUCCACAAGGUUUUAAGAGGAGCUUGGUGCUUAGAAAAGACUACUCCAAAUUGGACGCUUACUACAUCACACCUGCAGGCAAAAAACUGAGAACCCGCAAUGAGAUUGCUGCGUUUCUAAAAGAUAAUCCAGAAUUCAAAGGUGUGUCUGCUUCGGAUUUUGAUUUUUCUUCCCCAAAGAUAAUGCAAGACACCAUCCCAGAGAUUAUUGAGCAGAAGGAUUCUGCUAACAAGAAAGUUAAGAUAGCCAAAGAUGAGGUUUGAGAAAUACCAUCUCUAGUUUGCAUGCUGCGAAAGAUGGUCAUUCUGGUUGGUUUUUUGGAUGCUACUUUAGAGACUGUUUGAGGUAAAGCCAAAGCUUGCGGCGUCGAAAAUUUUUUUGUUCUCGUGUCUUUUGUAUUAUAUUUAAGUAUGCUAUUACCAUGUUUGAAUGUAAUCGCAAUUCGCACACCUAAACAGAUAUUUACUGCGGCUUGUGUGGUUCAAACUUAAAAUGUAAACAGAACACCACAAAAGAUAUCAGUGUUUUUUUAUGCAUCCUUAUUGUAUUGUCUCGCACCA
Molecule: messenger RNA, 942 nt
Organism: Glycine soja
Lineage: Eukaryota; Viridiplantae; Streptophyta; Magnoliopsida; Fabales; Fabaceae
Product: methyl-CpG-binding domain-containing protein 4-like
Exons: 2
Coding region: 112-645 (177 amino acids)
Molecular function (GO): DNA binding; ATP binding; zinc ion binding
Source: RefSeq, a predicted model, not a curated record